GGCAGUGGAGGGGACAUGUGUUCGAUGGUGAGGGGGUCCUCAUGAGAAGGAGGGCCUCGGGUAAGGGGAGUAUGUUACGGCGGUUGGCUGAGGGGUUGGGAGGGGAGGGGGACUUGGUGGGAGAUGUGGUCUAUCGUGGAGGGUGGCGGGGUGGGAAGAAGAAAUGGGCGUG
Perkinsus marinus ATCC 50983 is the source of this 172-nucleotide messenger RNA. RefSeq lists its product as hypothetical. The annotation marks the transcript as partial. The transcript has a single exon. The record is from RefSeq and is a predicted model, not a curated record. NCBI's taxonomy places the organism in Eukaryota, Perkinsozoa, Perkinsida, Perkinsidae.